CCAAAUCUCAAAUUCGUCGGUUCUACAAACAAAAUUUCUCGAUCUCAGCGAUUUCAGAAGCAAAAUCAGAACAAUUAGGGCAAAAUUUCAUUCGAAUUCGAAGAAAAAGAAAUAAAAAAAAAAACAGAGUAAUAGCAGAGUAAUGGAAUCGGGGCAGAACGAUGAGUACAGAGCGAUCCUAAUCAAUUUCGAGCAGACGGAGCUACGGCUAGGCUUGCCCGGUGGCGAUGGCGGCGAAGUCAACGGCGGGAAGAGUAGUUCGGCGGGGAAGAGAGGGUUUAUGGAAACUGUGGAUUUGAAGCUUAAUUUAUCUUGUACAAUGGCGUCGGUAAAGGAGGAGCCGACGAAUUUGGAAGAGAUUAAGAAUUCUUCGCAACGCUCUAACGAUUUUGCUAAACCUCCUUCCAAAGCACAAGUAGUGGGUUGGCCACCAGUUAGAUCAUCAAGGAAGAAUUUGGGAGCAGCGAGGAACGGCGGCGAUGACGGUGGCGCGUCGUUCGUAAAAGUCAGUAUGGACGGUGCGCCUUAUUUACGUAAGGUGGACUUGAAGCUAUACGGCAGCUACAAAGACCUCUCUCAUGCCCUUGCAAAUAUGUUUAGCUCCUUCACUAUUGGAAAGUGUGAAUCAGAAGGAAAAUUGGUAGACCUUCUGAAUGGCUCAGAAUAUGUACCCACUUAUGAAGACAAAGAUGGAGAUUGGAUGCUUGUUGGUGAUGUCCCAUGGGAGAUGUUUGUUGAUUCAUGCAAACGUUUGAGGAUCAUGAAAGAGUCUGAAGCCAUUGGAUUAGCACCAAGAGCAAUGGAGAAACAAAAGAACAGAAGCUGAGCUGUUUUUGCCUUUAUAAAAAAUUGUUUGUUAUGUACCAUUUUUCAAUUUUUUUUUCUUCUAAUUAAUAUAUAUAUAUAUAAGAACAAUUGAUGUUGAAUUUGUAAGGAUGUAUAAAUUCAACAUUAGCAUAGAGUGGUUUUAUGUACAAUUUCUAUUUAAACUUUAACCUUUCACAUUAUAUAUUGCAUCCUCCUUUUUGUUUU
Messenger RNA from Benincasa hispida (wax gourd), 1032 nucleotides. Its product is annotated as auxin-responsive protein IAA16-like. Gene Ontology annotation, biological process: regulation of DNA-templated transcription. The record is from RefSeq and is a predicted model, not a curated record. NCBI's taxonomy places the organism in Eukaryota, Viridiplantae, Streptophyta, Magnoliopsida, Cucurbitales, Cucurbitaceae. Gene Ontology annotation, cellular component: nucleus.